This is a messenger RNA of Engraulis encrasicolus (European anchovy), 1803 nucleotides long. Its product is annotated as tripartite motif-containing protein 16-like. Gene Ontology annotation, molecular function: protein binding; zinc ion binding. NCBI's taxonomy places the organism in Eukaryota, Metazoa, Chordata, Actinopteri, Clupeiformes, Engraulidae. The record is from RefSeq and is a predicted model, not a curated record. Bases 1 to 1803 code for a protein of 600 amino acids. The transcript is spliced from 7 exons.
AUGGCAUCAGUAUCUUCUCAGGACCAGGUUUCAAUCACUUGUCCAGUCUGUCUGGACCUGUUAAAAGAUCCAGUGACGAUUCCCUGUGGACAUAAUUUCUGUAUGCAGUGCAUCAAGGAAGACUGGAAAGGAGAAUACAUCUGUCCCCUGUGCAGACACACCUUUUCUUCCAGGGCUGUCCUCUACAAAAAUCGUCUGAUGGCUGAUAUGGUGGAGAAGUUUGUGAAGAACAGCAUCCAAACCCCUGCUUCAGAUCGCUGUUAUGCUAGACGAGGAGAUGUGGCCUGUGACGUCUGUACCGGGAGAAAACUCAGAGCUGUCAAGUCCUGUCUGGACUGUCUGAUGUCAUACUGUGACACUCAUUUAAAAGCUCACAAUGAACUUGUUGGCAGAAAUCACACCAUGGUCGAUGCAGUCCAGCUAAAGGAGAGGGUCUGUCCCCGUCAUAAGAAGGCUUUUGAAGUAUUCUGUCGCACCGACCAGAGUUGCAUCUGUCUUCUGUGUACGAUGGACGAUCAUAAAGGCCACGACACGAUCACAGCUGCGGCAGAGUGGAGUCAUAAAAAGGAGGGUUUGGGGCAGAGCCAGAGGAGAUGCCAGCAGAUGAUCCAGUUGAAGGAGAAGGAGAUGCAAAAACUGAAGAAGGCUGUGAAGAAUCUCAAGUCUGGUGCACAGACAGCAGUAAAGAAGAAUGAAAAGAUGUUUACUGAGAUGAUCCACUGCCUUGAGAGAAGGUGCUCUGAGGUGACAGAGCUGAUCAGAGCUCAGGAGAAGGCUGAGGAGAGUCGGGCUGAAGGACUCUUAAAGCUUCUGGAGCAGGAAAUUGCUGAGCUCAAGAGGAAAGAUGCUGAGAUGGAGCAGCUUUCACUGACACAGGAUCCUAUCCAUUUCCUCAAGAAUAUGCAGGACAUGGUGCCCAUUUCUGGUGAUCUACGCAGUGAUACAGUAGCCAGAAGGACCUUGAACCAAAGCCGCUUCUUUGUGCCCCUGAAGAAAUCUGUGUCUGCACUGCAGAUGCAGCUGGAGGAAAAAUUAGAUUUAAUCUUCAAGGAGGAAAUAGUCAAGAUAUAUGCAGCAGUCUCAGGCCAGACCUCUCAAGCCGUUGGCGGUGAGAUGGGUCUGAGCGCAUGUGUCCGUGGCUCUACUGAUCCUGGACUCCCAGUCAGAGGAACACAUACUAUGGAUCCCCUGCCUCCACAAUUGUCUGAUGGCCAGGCUCUUAUUGCUGAACCAGUAACCAGAGAGGAUUUCUUAAAGUAUUCCUGCCACUUCACUCUGGAUCCAAACACAGCACACCCACACCUCUAUCUGUCUGAGGGGAACACAAGGGUGGAGUACAGACAGAAGAUCCAGUCAUAUCCUGAUCAUCCAGACAGAUUUGAUACCUGGUCUCAGGUGCUGUGUAGAGAGGGUGUGUCUGCACGCUGCUACUGGGAGGUUGAGUGGAGUGGAAAGGUUGCCAUAGCUGUGUCAUAUAAAAGCAUCUGCAGGGAAGGAGCGGGUGAUGAGUGUUGGUUUGGACAUAAUUAUCAGUCCUGGAGUCUGGAGCCUGACACCUCCAGUUACCGCUCUGGCUAUUUCUGGCACAAUAAUAAAGGGACUAAACUCCCUCUAGUGGCAAGCUCCAGAAUAGGAGUGUAUGUGGAUCACAGGGCAGGAACUCUGGCCUUCUACAGCAUCACUGGAGACACAAUGACCCUCCUGCACAGAGUCCACACCACAUUCACACACACACUCUACCCUGGAUUUGGGUUUAUGUGUUUUUUGUCUGCGUCCGAAACUGCAACAGUGAAGCUUUUGUGA